AUGAGAAAUCGCUCUUCCAUAUCCCAGCUUUAAACUUGUAUGUCAACAAACAAAACCCAAACCGUCCUGCCGUCGCGGUUUACGUCGUGUGACAGACAACAAACCAUCCUGUCAGUGACAUGACUUUCUUAAAUUUGUUCAACUUAUGGUUUAGUAGUCAAGCUUGACGCCUUUGUUACUACGGGUUAAAAUUUACAAUCUUGAGCGUAAAUACUGCAGCCAAAUGAAAAUGUCAACUUUGAAAGGAUUGUUUGACCCAAAACCCCGUAGUCACAGAAAUUUCUUACUCGAAAAUAAAAGGGACAUAAAGACAAAAUCAACAAUCAACAGUCAAAAGCAGAAAAAGGAGGAGAAUAUCUCACUGAAACAGAGAAGUUCACUGAGUUCUUCUAAACCAAUGUCUCCCUUGGGCACGGUGAUGAAGAGUUCGGCAUCGGGUCAAAGACAGAAACAUAGUGUUGGUCUUAACCAUUCCCACUCGACGUCUCAACAAGCCAAGGAGACUCCUAAGAAAAUUCGGGAGUCUAAACCAAUUGGAGACAGCCUGAGCUCUAAACCCACUAGCAACUCUAAAACGAUGCAUUAUAUUCUCAAAGAGAAUGUCCCAUUUGAAUGGACAGAAGUUUGUCCAUCCUUGAUAUCUCAUAGCAUAUGCCAUCAAGGAGUCCAGACUGACAGAGACGAAAAAUACAAUGAAAUCCAUGACUCACAAGUACAAAGGCAUAAUAUGACUGAUGAGUGUGACAAGAAACAUGUUCAAAUCCAAAAGCAUACUGCUCUCAACAAGGUUCAUUCUAAGGAGGAAGAUGGCUGUGAAAGCAUUCAUGAACUGACAGGAAUUAAUCUUGGUGAUCACAGUGAUGCAUUGAACUGCCCUGGAGAACAGCUAGUCAGCAAUGCCCCUGAUAAAAAAUCUUCAAAUUUGGUAUCAGACAUAGGAAACUUAAAACUGUCUCCAUCUAGAAAAUCUGUAUCUAAUGCUAAAUUACCUGCCACCACAAUGAACCCCCCUCCUUAUAAAAAGGGAGUUGUUCCUGGGUACUUAAGCAAGAGAAAGACAGAAGCGUUGGCUUCAGCUCGUGCCAAAGAAGUAGAUCCCAACUGUCCCUUGGGCCACAUAGUGAUGCCUGAUGAUGAGCGAAGAGAAACACUUGACAUGAUUUUAAAAAAUUACAAUCACCUCAUUGCUGAACUCAACAAGAUACCAGUACGUACUGACACGCUAAAAAUGAAACAAAGGAAGAUUGAGAUAGAGAAACAACUUGAUAAAUUAGAAGAAGGAAUACGAAUAUUUUCUAGAUCAAAGGUCUAUGUAAAGUUGGAUGCUUGAAACUGCCAUUUCAUGUGGUUACAAUUUUUAUUUACCUGUUAACUUGAUAAUUAUGUUCAAUGAAUUUAUUCUACAUAUUGGAUGGCCACAUAAUAUUGUUACUGUACCUGCUUAUUUGUUCACUGCCGACUGUAGAGUCAAUAAAAGUACUCAUUGAGACCC
Molecule: messenger RNA, 1492 nt
Organism: Thrips palmi
Lineage: Eukaryota; Metazoa; Arthropoda; Insecta; Thysanoptera; Thripidae
Exons: 10
Coding region: 224-1330 (368 amino acids)
Cellular component (GO): cytoplasmic microtubule
Source: RefSeq, a predicted model, not a curated record